GUCUUUUCCACAUCUCUAGUUAUUAGAACCAAUAACAAAAAUUCUAGAGUGCAUUUGAGUUUAUUAGUUUGUAGUUAUAUAGCAAAAUGCUCGUCUAUUUCGAAUCACUGAAAUAAGGAAGUUGUCGUUGCACAUUGCCACGCCCCCAUCCAAACAUUAAACCCAUCCCCCGCCUCCGCCUUAAACCAGCGAACGAGAAGCAGAGAGGAAUAAAGAAGCAACAAAAACUACAACAUUAAGAAAACGAAAGAUUUCCGCAAGGAACCAGCAACAAAAACAACAAUUGCUUUGGUGAUUCUCGUAACGGCAAAAACAACAAGAGAAUAAAUCAAAGAAAAUUGUGCUCCCUGGUUGUAAGGAGUGUUUGUGAUUGUGUGUGCGGUGCGUGCAUUACAAUAAUUGCACAAAAGCCUAGACAAACGUGGGGCGGGGGGUGUCUGUACGGGAGUGUGAAAGAGCACGAUAUACCACGAGAGAGACAGUAGCACCACGACACGGCAACAACAAAGAGCUGUGAUUUUUUUUGCCCCCCGCCCCGUCUUAUACUUGCGUAUUUACCAAAUAAACGGGACAUAAGUCAUAACACCAAGAAAAACAAAAUCAACUAUCCAACCAGCAGCAAAAACAAAUCAUAUAAUUUAGAGUGAAUUCAAGAAGUUCGGGAGUCGCUAAUAAGCUGGCAGCGUAAGAGAGCGCAAUGGAUGUCCUGGAACUGCUGCGCGCCAGCGCCCAUGGCGGCUACAAUACUCUCUUCUCGGAAGCCUGGUGUCAAUACGUUUCCAACCAGAUCACAGCAACGAUGUACAUGUACUGCUCGCUGGGCCUGCUGGGGAUCCUCUUCCUGGCCUGGUUCAUGUACUUCAAGCGGAUGGCGCGCCUGCGCCAGCUGGACGAGCUGGCCCUCUCGCUGAGUGCGGUCACCUCCUCCUCCGGCGGCGAUCUGCGUGCCCUGCGCUUCCGGAAGCGGGACAAGAUGCUCUUCUACGGCCGGCGAAUGCUGCGCAAGAUGAAGAACGUCAGCGGUCAGAUGUACAGCAGCGGGAAGGGCUACAAGCGGCGAGCUGUGAUGCGAUUCGCCCGGCGGAUACUGCAGCUGAGGCGGGACAAUAUGCCGCUGGAGAUGCGGACGGUGGAGCCGCCGGCGGAGUAUCUGGAGGAGACCAUCGAGGGCAGCGACCGGGUGCCGCCCGAUGCGCUCUACAUGCUGCAGAGCAUCCGCAUCUUCGGGCACUUCGAGAAGCCCGUCUUCCUGCGCCUCUGCAAGCACACCCAGCUGCUGGAGCUGAUGGCCGGCGACUAUCUGUUCAAGAUCACCGAUCCCGACGACAGUGUCUACAUCGUCCAGUCGGGCAUGAUCAAUGUGUACAUCUCGAACGCCGACGGCAGCACGCUCUCCUUGAAGACGGUGCGCAAGGGCGAGUCGGUCACCUCGCUGCUCAGCUUCAUCGACGUCCUGUCGGGGAAUCCCAGCUACUACAAGACGGUCACCGCCAAGGCCAUCGAGAAAUCGGUGGUCAUUCGACUGCCCAUGCAGGCCUUCGACGAGGUGUUCCAGGACAAUCCGGACGUGAUGAUCCGCGUGAUCCAGGUGAUCAUGAUCCGCUUGCAGCGAGUGCUGUUCACCGCUCUGCGGAAUUACCUCGGACUGAACGCCGAACUGGUGCAGAACCACAUGCGCUACAAGAGCGUCUCCACGAUGGGCGGUCCGAUCAACUCGCAGUGCUCGCAGGCGUCGCGCCAUCCUCCGCCGGCCAACGGUCCGCCCACGGUGGUCACCCAGCUGAAUGCGGGAUCCUCCGGCGUGGCUGUCACCGUGACGCGACCGCCACCGUCGCCGUCGCGACACUCGCGCGAGGAGCACACGCUCUCCGAUCCGAAUCCCAAUCCGGAUGGCAGCCGCCCCGGCGCGAGCAGCCUGUUCAACGAGGUCAAUGCGGACGUGUUCCACCAGCAGCAGCACUCCGUGGGCAAUCUGUCGACGCGCAGGGGCUCCAUCACCCAGAUGUCGCCCGAUGGCCCGCAAUCGAUGUCCCAGGCACCCGGCGUGGUGCCCUCCAUUGACAUGCGCCUGGUGCAAUCCUCGGCGGUGGACAGCCUGCGCAAGGAGCUGGGCCUGCCCGAGGAGGACGCCCACAUCAUCGAGCCGUUCGUCGAGGUGCGCGAACUGGAGCCGAACGUCACUCUGAUCACCGAGGGCAAUGCGGACGAUGUCUGCGUGUGGUUCGUGAUGACCGGCACGCUGGCCGUCUUCCAGAGCAACCAGGACGCCUCGCGCGCCAAGCAGGACAAGAGCGACAUGCUCAUCCACUUUGUGCAUCCGGGCGAGAUCGUCGGCGGCUUGGCCAUGCUGACGGGCGAGGCCAGUGCGUACACGAUCCGGUCGAGGAACAACAGCAGGGUUGCCUUCAUCCGACGGGCGGCCAUCUACCAAAUCAUGCGACAGCGACCGCGCAUUGUUUUGGACCUGGGCAACGGAGUGGUGCGUCGCCUGUCGCCAUUGGUGCGGCAGUGCGACUACGCCCUGGAUUGGAUCUUCCUGGAGUCGGGAAGGGCGGUGUAUCGGCAGGACGAGAGCAGCGACAGCACCUACAUUGUGCUCAGCGGACGCAUGCGUUCGGUGAUCACGCAUCCCGGCGGCAAGAAGGAGAUCGUCGGCGAGUACGGCAAGGGGGAUCUCGUGGGCAUCGUCGAAAUGAUCACGGAGACGUCGCGCACCACGACGGUGAUGGCUGUGCGCGACUCGGAGCUGGCCAAGCUGCCCGAGGGCCUGUUCAAUGCCAUCAAGCUGCGCUACCCCAUCGUGGUGACCAAGCUGAUUAGCUUCCUCAGCCACCGCUUCCUCGGCUCGAUGCAGACGCGCUCGGGCAGCGGGGCGCCGGGCGCGCCCGUCGAGGCCAAUCCCGUCACGCACAAGUACUCCACGGUGGCCCUGGUGCCCAUCACCGACGAGGUGCCGCUGACGCCCUUCACCUACGAGCUCUACCACUCGCUCUGUGCCAUAGGACCCGUCCUCCGUCUGACCUCCGACGUGGUGCGCAAGCAGCUGGGACCGAACAUCUUCGAGGCGGCCAACGAGUACCGACUGACCUCGUGGCUGGCGCAGCAGGAGGACCGCAACAUCAUCACGCUCUACCAGUGCGACAGCUCGCUGAGCGCCUGGACGCAACGCUGCAUGCGGCAGGCGGACGUCAUCCUGAUCGUCGGACUGGGUGAUCGAUCCUAUCUGGUGGGGAAGUUCGAGCGCGAGAUCGACCGGCUGGCGAUGCGCACGCAGAAGGAGCUGGUCCUCCUCUAUCCGGAGACCACCAACGCCAGGCCGGCCAACACGCUCAGCUGGCUGAAUGCCCGGCCGUGGGUCACCAAGCACCACCACGUGCUCUGCGUCAAGCGCAUCUUCGCGCGCAAAAGUCAAUACCGCAUUAAUGAUCUCUACAGUCGCGUCCUGCUGUCCGAGCCGAACAUGCAUUCCGACUUCUCGCGUUUGGCCCGCUGGCUUACGGGCAACUCGAUUGGCCUUGUGCUGGGCGGCGGUGGAGCGCGCGGUGCCGCCCACAUUGGCAUGCUGAAGGCCAUCCAGGAGGCGGGCAUCCCCAUCGACAUGGUGGGCGGCGUGAGCAUCGGUGCCCUCAUGGGAGCACUCUGGUGCUCGGAGCGCAACAUCACAACGGUUACUCAAAAGGCGCGCGAGUGGUCAAAGAAAAUGACAAAAUGGUUCCUACAACUGCUUGACCUCACCUACCCGAUCACAUCGAUGUUCUCCGGACGGGAGUUCAACAAGACGAUCCACGACACCUUCGGGGAUGUGAGCAUCGAGGACCUGUGGAUACCCUACUUCACUCUCACCACCGAUAUCACCGCCAGUUGCCAUCGCAUUCACACCAAUGGAUCUCUGUGGCGUUACGUACGCUCCUCCAUGUCGCUCAGUGGCUACAUGCCACCGUUGUGCGAUCCUAAAGAUGGGCACCUCUUGCUGGAUGGCGGCUAUGUGAAUAAUCUGCCAGCCGAUGUGAUGCACAAUUUGGGAGCUGCUCACAUAAUCGCCAUCGACGUGGGAUCCCAGGAUGACACCGACCUCACGAACUAUGGCGAUGACCUGAGCGGUUGGUGGCUGCUCUACAAGAAGUGGAAUCCCUUCACGUCGCCGGUCAAGGUGCCCGACCUGCCGGACAUUCAGUCCCGUCUCGCCUACGUGUCCUGUGUGCGCCAGCUAGAGGAGGUGAAGAACUCCGACUAUUGCGAGUACAUACGACCGCCGAUCGACAAGUACAAGACCCUGGCCUUCGGCAGCUUCGACGAGAUCCGCGACGUGGGCUACGUGUUCGGGAAGAACUACUUCGAGAACAUGGCCAAGGCGGGUCGACUGGGCCGGUUCAAUCAGUGGUUCAACAAGGAGCCGCCCAAGCGGGGCAACCACGCCUCCCUCAACGAGUACACGUUCAUCGAUCUGGCGCAGAUCGUGUGCCGACUGCCGGAGACCUACGCGGUGAAUACGGCGGAGCUCUUCAGCGAGGACGAAGACUGUGAUGGCUACAUCUCGGAGCCGACAAAUACGGAUCGACGACGCAUCCAAGUGCCGCGUGCCGGCAACUCGUUGUCCUUCUCCGAGACCGAAAUGGACUCGGACGUGGAGAUCGACCUGAAGCUGGAGCGCAAGCUGGACAAGUCCACGCAGUCCUCGCCGCCGACGACAGGCAGAUCGAGUGGGCGUGGCCGGGAGACGCGCGAAGAGGCUAAGACCGAGGAUCGUCGUUCGGAUCGCGAUUGGCACUGGGGUGCGAAGCACAAGGAUGCGACUGACGGCGCGGCGGCUGCGACCACAAGCACUUCGCCCGCACAGCAGGAUCCCGAGCAGCAGAGCCAGCGGGAUCAGGGGGGAUCAGGGGCCGAGCAUCUGGGGGACAAGGACGAGGACAAGGAGAACAGGAGCAGCGCGAAUAACGAAACCAAAAACUAGCUAUGUAGACAGGAAAACCAAUCGAGGCGGGGCUAUCCACUCAACAGACUCAACAGCAGCCACAAGCUAAAAGGACGACGAGGUGCCUUCCGCUUGCCAGACGCCCAAAGGACCCCGCACUUCACCAACCAGGCAACCAAGCAACCAAGCAACUACUCAAUCAUCCAAUCUCCAACGAAACAAACUAAAUAGCAAUGACAAGGAAAUUUGUUAACCUCUAGGUUUUAUAGCAACCAAGACUUAGGCUUAGCUUAGCAUAUGGAACGAUCACCCAUCCCAAAACCAAUCCACAUUCGCCAAAACCCACACACACACCCCGCACACACUCACACACACAUUGUAAUGGAGGCACAAGAAGUCCACAAACUUUGUAUAUACAUAUAGUUAUAUAUUUUUACCGAAGCAACCGAUAUUGUAGCCACGAAACAGAGACUCCUUUGCAACGAGAGCCCCCAACAACCACAAAUCCCGCCCUCCCCAAGAAAAAAUGCCGCACACUUCUUUGUGUAGUCUCUCUAUUAUUUUGGGUGAGCAAGUCGUUUGUUAAACGGUCGGAUUUUUUUUGUAAAUGCAAGCAAAUAAAUUAAAACAAUUGAAAGUACAAAAAAA
Molecule: messenger RNA, 5563 nt
Organism: Drosophila ficusphila
Lineage: Eukaryota; Metazoa; Arthropoda; Insecta; Diptera; Drosophilidae
Gene: sws
Product: neuropathy target esterase sws
Biological process (GO): phosphatidylcholine metabolic process
Cellular component (GO): endoplasmic reticulum
Molecular function (GO): phosphatidylcholine lysophospholipase A1 activity
Source: RefSeq, a predicted model, not a curated record